Hibiscus syriacus is the source of this 729-nucleotide messenger RNA. RefSeq names its product 30S ribosomal protein S21, chloroplastic-like. Bases 78 to 599 code for a protein of 173 amino acids. The transcript has 2 exons. Lineage: Eukaryota; Viridiplantae; Streptophyta; Magnoliopsida; Malvales; Malvaceae. Gene Ontology annotation, molecular function: structural constituent of ribosome. The record is from RefSeq and is a predicted model, not a curated record. Gene Ontology annotation, cellular component: ribosome. Gene Ontology annotation, biological process: translation.
CAGAAGAGAGAGCGUCACAGUGAGACAAUAACCAUCCAUAAACUCAAACCAUUCUAUCCUCACAACAGACCACAACAAUGUCUACGUCGCUCUCACUCUCAAACUUCUUCUCCUUCCUCUUACCUUCCACUCCUUCUCCACCCAAACCCUCACUUAUCAACAACCUUUCACUCCUUUCCCAGAAACCCAAAAAUGGUCUUGUUUCAUUCUCAGCUCAAGAGCCUCAAUCUUCUUCAUUAUCCACUGAAUUGUCAUCUGUUAUAUUCCCUUCUCUUGCUAAUGCAAAUACACUUUUCUUCAAAUCUGCUUAUAAUAUUCAGGUUAUUGUGGAUGACAAUGAACCUGAAGAAAGGCUGCUUAACAGGUUCAGAAGAGAGGUCAUGAGAGCUGGUGUCAUUCAAGAGUGUAAGAGAAGGAGGUUCUUCGAGAAUAAGCAAGAUGAGAAGAAGCGUAAGUCACGCGAGGCUGCUAAGCGUAAUCGUAGAAGGCGUCCUGGGUUUAGAUUUUCACCGCCAAACAAGCAGGAAAUAUCUACAAAGAAGAGGGAUGAGGAUGAUGAUGAUAACUGGGACAUGCCAGAUGGAGACGUUCCCAAUUGAUCGCAUUUUACGAUGCCUUUUAUUUACUAAUCUUUGUCUUUGAGCUUUGGCACUUUUGUCUGUCCAUUGUAAGUUGAAUUAGGAUGAAUAUUGUCACUUGAAUUGCUCUAUGCAUAUUUUUUUGCAUAAA